Molecule: messenger RNA, 4446 nt
Organism: Aplosporella prunicola CBS 121167
Lineage: Eukaryota; Fungi; Ascomycota; Dothideomycetes; Botryosphaeriales; Aplosporellaceae
Exons: 2
Coding region: 1-4446 (1481 amino acids)
Biological process (GO): intracellular protein transport; phospholipid translocation; endocytic recycling
Cellular component (GO): plasma membrane
Molecular function (GO): ATP hydrolysis activity; magnesium ion binding; ATP binding
Source: RefSeq, a predicted model, not a curated record
AUGAGCGUCACAGUGCGCCCAUCUGUAGAACUUCCCCCACGGAACUAUCCCGACCCUGAAGGCACGCCUUCCAGAACGGAAAAGAAGAGUAAUCUGCCUGGUAUUGCCGCGCUUCCGCAUUACGAAUCUUGGAUCGCUGCAAAGUCUAAGCACAAUGGUCUCGUUAAACAGGUUAAGGAGCGAAUCGAGAAAGCUAGGAAAUUCGUAUUGCGGAUCAAUGAGAUUCCACCAAGCAAGGACGGCCGGCACAUUGACCUUGACGCCUCUCGCAAGAUGGCAUUGACCGAUGACCGCACUGGGAAACUCUACGUUCCAAACACCAUUCGCUCUAGCCGCUACAACGCCUGGAAUUUCGUUCCUAGGCAGCUGCUUGCGCAAUUCUCUAAACUCGCAAACUUCUACUUCUUAUGCGUCUCCAUUCUCCAGAUGAUACCCGGUCUUAGUACCACUGGCACAUAUACAACUAUUGUUCCGUUAGCAUUUUUCAUAAGUCUUUCGAUGUUUAAGGAGGGUUACGACGAUUUCUGCAGAUACAAACUUGACAAAGCGGAAAACAACAGUGAGGCCACUGUUCUCCGCGCGUAUCAACCUAUUGCCAAUAAGGAGGCAGCAGACGAGGAACAGUCGACUUCACAACCAGGCGGUCCGAUUCACUGGGCACCGAUCAAGUGGAAGAACAUUCGGGUCGGAGACGUGGUCAAGCUUAAGCGUGACGAAGCAGCUCCCGCUGACCUGGUACUCUUACAUUCCACCGGUGCUAACGGGGCUGCUCAUAUCGAGACCAUGGCCUUGGACGGUGAGACAAAUCUCAAGAGCAAGCAAGCAAGUGCGGUAUUGGCAAAAGCUUGCCAAAGCGACGAAGAUCUCUCUGUUUGCAAGGCACACUUCGUAGUUGAGGAUCCUAACCUGGAUCUAUAUAACUUCGAGGGUCGUGUUACCUAUGACGGGGAAACUGCGCCGCUGACGAAUGCGGAGAUCGUAUACCGUGGCAGUAUUUUGCGGAACACUCCAGAAGCCGUCGGCAUGGUCAUUUAUACCGGUGAAGAAUGUAAGAUCCGGAUGAAUGCGAACAAAAACCCGAGAAUCAAGGCUCCGGCCCUGCAAAGUCUUGUCAACAAGAUUGUUCUUAUCAUCGUCGUCUUCGUCAUCGUGUUGGCCAUAUUCAAUACCGUUGCUUACCAGAUCUGGUCCUCGAGAAACGAGGGCGACGCCUGGUACUUAACGAAUGCUGGAGUGGCCUUCUUCCCUAUCCUCACAUCAUUCAUCAUCAUGUUCAACACCAUGAUUCCUCUAUCACUUUACGUGAGCUUGGAGAUUGUCAAGGUGUGGCAGAUGUGGCUGCUCAACGACAUUGACAUGUAUCACGCCGAAUCGAACACACCUUUUGAAGCUCAUACAUCCACUAUCAACGAGGAAUUGGGCCAGAUCAGCUACAUUUUCUCAGACAAAACCGGUACUCUUACGGACAAUACGAUGAAGUUUCGUAAGAUGAGCGUAGCUGGUACUUCAUGGCUUCAUAAUCAUGACCUCGGACCAGGGGAUAUUUACCCUCGACCUACUAGACCCAAGAAGAAGAACAACAAGGGAAAGAAACCAUUGCGCAAGAGCUUGGCAUCAGUCAAACAAGCUAUGAAAAACGGAUCCGAGACUGUCGAAAACAUAAAUGAAGAAGGUUCAUCCGAUGCCUUGGUGCCUCACCGAGAGAGUAGUCAAUGGACCUCAUCAGCUCGUCCUGGCAGGGUUCAGCCAGAACUUCUGACAACCGGUGAUUUGAUUCGUUAUAUACAACGGAAACCUUACACUGUCUUUGCCCGGAAGACUCGUUUGUUCCUACUUUCGAUUUCUCUAUGCCAUACCUGUUUGCCGGAGGAACAAAAGGACGGCACCAUUGACUUUCAAGCUUCCUCACCUGAUGAGCUGGCGCUUGUCAGAGCUGCCCAAGAACUCGGGUACAUGGUUGUUAACCGCGAUAUCAACACCAUCACCCUCAAGAGCCGUACUGCUGCCAAUGGCGAGCCAAUCAUCGAAACAUACGAGGUGCUUGAUGUCAUUGAGUUUUCCAGCAAGCGGAAGAGGAUGUCAGCUAUCGUCCGAUUUCCCGACAACCGCAUCUGCAUUCUUUGCAAGGGAGCCGACUCUAUCAUCAUGCAGCGCCUCAAGCAUGCUCAGAUAGCCAAUCAGAAGGUUGUGGAGAUUGAGCGUCGGGCAAGUAAACGCAAAAGCAUGGAAGCUCAAGUUGCUAUAGCCCGGAAAAGCGAACAGGUUGAGCGGACCAGGAACAGCAUGAGCCGCCCCAGCUUUUCAAUGGGCCGUGCCAGCGCUGGUGGUCUUGGCCGUACCAGCAUUGGUGGAACCGGUCGUGCCAGCAUGGGUGGACUCAGUCGCGCCAGCGCUGGUGGGUUGGGGCGUACGAGUAUGUCUGGCAACAAGUUGCAGCCUGUCAGAGAUGAGCUUAAUAACUGGCUCACUGAACGCGAAAGAGAUGUUGAUGUCUCUUCCAUGGAGGAAAAUAGUAUUUACUAUUCGCCACGCCCAUCCGCUCAAAUCGGCCGGGCUUCGAUGGCUGUCUCUGAGGCUCGCAGCUCAAUGCAGCUUGAUGACGAUGAAGAAGAUCUGGUUGAAGAGUCACUUGUGGUCGAUGAACCUACUGUCAUUGAACGGUGUUUCCAACACAUUAAUGACUUUGCCACCGAGGGUCUGCGUACAUUGCUUUACGGAUAUCGUUUUAUCGAUGAACAAGAGUACCGAGGAUGGAAGAAGAUCUACCUCGACGCGACCACCAGCCUAGUGGAUCGUCAAGUCAUGAUUGAGCAAGCUGGUGAGCUGAUAGAGCAGAAUCUUGAUCUGGCUGGUGCUACGGCUAUCGAAGAUAAGCUACAGAACGGUGUACCACAAGCAAUUGACAAGUUGCGCAGAGCCAACAUCAAGAUGUGGAUGUUAACUGGCGACAAGCGCGAAACCGCUAUCAACAUUGGCCAGUCCUGCCGUUUGAUCAAGGACUACUCAUCCGUCACAAUCCUAGAUCAUGAGUCUGGAGAUGUUGAGCAGCACAUUGCCUCUGCCAUUGUCAGCACUACUUCCGGCAAUGUUGCACACUCUGUCAUGGUUGUUGACGGUCAGACGCUAUCAAUGAUUUCAGAGGACCACUCGCUACACUCCCUAUUCUUCGAUCUUGCCGUUCUGGUCGACUCUGUCAUUUGCUGCCGCGCCAGCCCCAGCCAAAAGGCCAGCUUGGUUAGUAUGGUACGCAAGAAGGUCAAGAAGAGCAUCACUCUUGCCAUUGGUGAUGGUGCGAACGACAUCGCAAUGAUUCAAGAAGCUCACGUUGGUAUUGGAAUCACGGGUAAGGAGGGUCUCCAGGCAGCCAGGGCUUCGGACUAUUCCAUUGCACAGUUCAGGUUCCUCACCAAGCUUUUGUUGGUGCACGGGCGAUGGAACUAUAUCAGGACAUGCAAGUACACCGUUGCAACAUUCUGGAAAGAAUUCGUCUUCUAUCUUACUCAGGCAUUGUUCCAGAGAUGGACUGGAUACACAGGCACUAGUCUCUACGAGUCCUGGAGUUUGAGUAUGUUCAACACGCUCUUCACCUCCUUACCGGUUAUCAUCCUGGGUAUCUUCGAGCAAGACCUCGCCCCGUCGACAUUGCUCGCCGUUCCAGAACUGUAUACCAAGGGCCAACUCAGCGGUGGUUUCAACUUCAAGGUCUACCUAGGCUGGAUAUUCAUGGCGUCAUCAGAGGCCAUAGUCGUAUUCUUCUGCAUGCUGGGCUUGUACGGGCAAGCCCUCUUCACUGAAGAUCAGGGCCUCUUCGCCAUGGGAGACCUCACAUUCACGGCGAUCGUUGUCCUGAUCAGUGUCAAACUGCAGCUUCUGGAAAUGCACACGAAGACAUACACGGCUCUGUUCAGCCUCGUGCUGUCUGUCGGCGGCUGGUUCCUGUGGAACAUCAUCCUGGCGGCCAUGUACAGCAACAACGAAAUCUACAAUGUCAAGGAUGGCUUCUUCGAUCGCUUCGGACGCAACGCAUCGUGGUGGCUGACGCUGAUCAUGAUCCUAGCAUCAGUCAUCGUCUUUGAAUUGGGCAUCUCAUCACUCCGUGCGACAUUCUUCACAACCGACGUUGACGCCUUCCAGGAGCUAGAGAAAGACCCACAGAUCCGACGGCGCUUCGAGGACGCUAGUGUCGACGAGUUGCAACAGGGCUGGCUACUACGUGGUGACAAGGACGCCAAGGACAAGCGUGCCAGCGUUGGCGACGUGCCGGCCCUGACGGCACGAGAGCAGGAGGAGCGCGAGGGCGAGGUCCGCGAUUUGCUACGGAAUAGGCCGGCGAGCCUAGAGGAAGGUCGUGCAAACGAGGGCGCAGACGCUGCGCGUGCGAAGCCCCGCAGCAGCCUCGAGAUCCAGGAGAUGUUGUCCAGAGGCUUCGGCAGUGUGAGGAGAUAG